Messenger RNA from Vicia villosa (hairy vetch), 2941 nucleotides. RefSeq names its product pentatricopeptide repeat-containing protein At1g74630. The record is from RefSeq and is a predicted model, not a curated record. The coding region runs from base 244 to 2193 and encodes 649 amino acids. The transcript has 2 exons. Gene Ontology annotation, biological process: RNA modification. Lineage: Eukaryota; Viridiplantae; Streptophyta; Magnoliopsida; Fabales; Fabaceae. Gene Ontology annotation, molecular function: zinc ion binding; RNA binding; protein binding.
AGUUAUAAAACAAUUUAUUUGUAUCUUACCAAAAAAAAUUAUUUGUAAAGACGAACAGUAAAUUUAAACAUUUAACAAAUUACAAAAAAAAUAAAAAUUUAUUUUAUUUAAAAAUAAUUGAAUAUUCUGAUCUCUCAAUAGAAGCGUGGGACUGGGAGCUCGGAGAAAUGUGUUGUUUAAAAAUAGAGGCGUGGCGGGUAGAGAAGGUUAGGAAGAACACGAAAUUUGCUAUGAACUGUGAAUAUGAACAUUAACAAGAGGUUGGAAGAAGGUUUGAUUUCACUGUUGAGCAAAAGCACAACCACCCUCAAAACAUCCAAACAAAUUCACGCUCAUCUCUACGUAACAGGCCUUCACACUCACCCCUUCUUCUUCGGCAAGCUCCUUCUCCAAUGCGCAACCUCCAUCUCCGACCAUGCUCUCCAAUACGCUCUCCGUCUCUUCCAUCAUUUCCCCAACCCCGACACUUUCAUGUACAACACCCUCAUCCGUUCACUCUCCCAUUCUCCUACCCCUCUCACUUCCCUCCAACCCUUCAUCCAAUUACUUCGCCACCCCACUCUCAUCCCGGAUAGCUUCUCUUUCGCUUUUGUACUGAAAGCGGUUGCUAACUAUGGUUUCUUGAAGAGACCUGGGAUUCAGAUACAUUCUCAGGUUUUCCGUCAUGGGUUUGAUGACCAUAUAUUUGUUGGAACAACGUUGAUUAGUAUGUAUGCUGAAUGUGGGUGUUAUGAAUAUGCAAGAAAGGUGUUUGAGGAAAUGUCUCAACCGAAUGUUGUCGCGUGGAAUGCUGUUGUUACUGCUUGUUUUAGGGGUGGUGAAAUGGAGGGUGCUUGGGGUUUGUUUCAAAAGAUGCCUAUUAAGAAUUUGACUUCUUGGAAUGUGGUGCUUGCGGGUUAUGUUAAAGGCGGCGAGCUUGGGUUUGCGAGAAGAGUUUUUUCUGAGAUGCCGAUGAGAGAUGAUGUUUCUUGGAGUACUAUGAUUGUUGGGUUUGCGCAAGGUGGUUCUUUUGAUGAUUCUUUUGGGGUUUUUAGGGAGUUGUUGCGGGAGGGAAUUAGGCCGAGUGAGGUUAGUCUUACUGGGGUUUUAUCUGCUUGUGCACAGGCUGGGGCAUUUGAGUUUGGGAAGAUUUUGCAUGGGUUUAUGGAGAGGGCUGGGUUUCUUUGUAUUGUAUCGGUUAAUAAUGCUCUUAUUGAUACUUACUCCAAGUGUGGAAAUGUUGAUAUGGCUAAGAUGGUCUUUCGAGAUAUGUAUGUUGCAAAAUGUAUUGUGUCUUGGACAUCUAUGAUAGCAGCACUUGCAAUGCAUGGUCGUGGAGAUGAGGCUAUUCGACUUUUUCAUGAGAUGGAAAAGUCUGGAGUUACACCGGACGGUGUCACGUUCAUAUCUCUCCUUUAUGCUUGUAGCCAUAGUGGUUUGGUUGAUCAAGGGUGUGCUUUGUUUUCUAAGAUGAAGGAUUUGUAUGGAAUUGAACCUGCCAUUGAGCAUUAUGGUUGUAUGGUUGAUCUGUAUGGUCGAGCUGCUAGGUUGCAGAAGGCCUAUGAAUUUAUAUGUCAAAUGCCAAUUUCGCCUAAUGCAAUCAUUUGGAGGACCCUCCUUGGGGCUUGUAGCAUUCAUGGUGACAUCGAAUUGGCCGAGCUUGUGAAAGCAAGGCUUGCUGAAAUGGAUCCAAACAACUCCAGUGACCAUGUACUGCUCUCAAAUGUUUAUGCUGUUGCAGGGAAAUGGAAGGAUGUUGCUGGCAUACGAAGAACAAUGAUUGAGAAGAGCAUGAAAAAAACUCCUGGUUGGAGUAUGAUUGAAAUUGACAAGGUCAUUUAUGGUUUUGUGGCAGGUGAAAAGCCAAACGAGGUUACAGAAGAGGCCCAUGAUAAGCUGAGAGAAAUAAUGUUGAAACUCAGAACAGAAGAAGGCUAUGCGCCUCAGGUAAGGAGUGUUUUGCAUGAUAUUGAAGAGGAAGAAAAAGAAGAUUCAGUGUCCAAGCACAGUGAGAAGCUUGCUGCAGCUUUUGGAAUAGCAAAACUCCCUAAAGGAAGGGUUUUAAGAAUAGUAAAGAACCUGAGAGUUUGUGGGGACUGCCAUACUGUAAUGAAGCUGAUUUCUAAAGUCUAUCAAGUAGAGAUCAUUGUGAGAGAUAGAAGUCGCUUUCACUCAUUCAAAGAUGGAUUUUGUUCCUGCAGAGAUUACUGGUGACAGAAGCUACGCUUAGUUGACUUAAAAUUUAACAAUAGAACUCUUGGUAUCAUUCAUUCAAAGUACAAGACACCUAUUGGAAGUAUUAAAAAAAGUGAAAAUGAUGAAAAGCAACGCUAUAAAAGCUAAAGAGGAACAACACAACAAUUGAGGUGAACCAUAUGCUAAAGAAGAAAUCAGCAGGGUGGAGAGUUAGAUGAAGGCUCCAUGAUUGGAGAGGCAGAGCAGAUGCAGAUGAACCUGAAGCAAAUACAUCAAUUGCAACAUCAGCCGUAAAUAUCAAGUCAAACAACCUUCCAAGUAGCAUCUGCAUAUGCUUCUGCAGGUGCUGGUAUGCUUCCAUCCAAAUCGUGUCAAGUUUGUUCCUGGCUUCAAGUUGGCGAGUUGAUUCUUAUAUUAUGCUCAAAUCUGUAAGCAGUCCCCAGUUUCUUGUUAUUUGAAUAUUGGUCCCUAUUUUUACAAUUUUCAUGGAGUGCAGUCCCUACUUUCAAUAAAUUCUGAUGGCAGAAGUUAAACUAUUAAUUUGAAUGAUAGCUUAUAUUAAUGAUGAUUUAUUCAUAUGGCCUUAUAGGUGCUCGAGUUUCUUGAUUCUAGUUUCACUAAAUGGUCCCAAUAUUAUAGUUAUUUGGGUUUUGGUUCUUAUAAAUUGUAACUUGUUGGUAGAGGUGUGCAUUUAAAUCGGUUCAUUCUAUCCAUAACCAUAAAUUUGAUUUCCAAAUAAAUAAAAAAUCCAAACUAUUUUUUUGUU